Penicillium canescens is the source of this 1596-nucleotide messenger RNA. RefSeq lists its product as uncharacterized. The record is from RefSeq and is a predicted model, not a curated record. The transcript has a single exon. Lineage: Eukaryota; Fungi; Ascomycota; Eurotiomycetes; Eurotiales; Aspergillaceae. The coding region runs from base 1 to 1596 and encodes 531 amino acids.
AUGGGGAGGUCGAGCAAUAUUUCUGUCGUUGUUCCCUCUCCCUCGCCUCAUAUCACCCCUUUCAAGUCCUUCAACGACGACCUCUUCGACCGAACCAUCGAUACCAUCCUCUCCGCAGAAGCAAGCCUCGAAGGUUCCCGUGCGGAAGGCGAAGCUAUGGAUGCUUCCACUACGCCUAGUCUUUUUGGGAAAGGCAGCUUGCACGACUCGCUGGCACUUUCUCCUCGCCGUGCUCGAAGCACCGAAACCAAGUCUUCGCAUUUUCCUACUCCCUCACUGACACCUGUCACUGCCACUACCUCCAUCUCCGAGGUUAAGUCAAAGGACUCCCCGAAAAUAAAAAGCGCUCUGGCAACGAUGGACUUCGGUAAAGAUGCCAAGAAAGAGUCCAAGAAAGCCACUCGCAAACAUUCCAGCAAAGUCCCCAACGAAGACUCUACAGAUGGCAUGGGCCUAGACAAAACCAUACAGGGGCCUGAACAAGCCCUCGAUCUGACUCUUGCUGAAGAAACCGAGGAGUCGCCCGAAGAGAAGAUCUUCGCCUUGGUGAGUCCAGACAAGCAGAUGUCGGUGCUUCAAUUCAUUGCUUCCCACGCUUUUAUGACUACGGAGGUUCAGCCUAUCCUACGUUCAGCCAGGCGCCAAUUCACCGACCAGGUACGAAAUGUGGCUUUCGCAGCCACAAUGAACAAUGGAUCUGUCGAUGCCUUGCUGGAGUUCGUGCGAAAGACUUAUCUUGAAGAGCGUAAUAUCGUGGCGGCAGAUGAUGCUGGUUCUGCCUUUGGCGAUGAAAUCGAUGAUGAAGAGAAACAACCUCCGAAACCUUCACACAAGAAGCGAUCAAGCCUCAGCCGUCAGACCGUGAGAGCAACGGCACUCUUGAAAAUCUCUGAGCAAAAGGAUGAUACCCUGGAUCCGAAGAAACACAAGAGGCGUCACUCCUCAGAACGUGCAACGCGCCACGGUCAUAGUAAGGCCGCGAGCAUCUUGGAUCUCUCUGGCGCCAAAGGUGGCGCUGGGUUUACUGGGCUUAAGAAGCGCAAGAGGCGCCACUCUGAAAGCGCAACACAGCAUGCUCACGAUGAGGCUGGGAUCAAGAAGGUCCGACACUCGGAGACUGCCAGGACUAUUCCUGACGCUGCGAUGGCGAUGGACUGCGUGGAUAUUUCUGGCACUGAAGAAGUUCCUAAAGGAAUGGAGCCGAAGACGCACAAGAAGCGAGACUCUGUCAGUGCACGACAGCAUAGCCAUAAGGGCGGAGUCAAAUCCGACGGGAGCGGUGAGGUACCUUCUCAUGAAAUUUCGCCAGGUGCAUUCAAGCAUUCUGUUUCCAUACCUCCUCCUUCUGAACCUGCCAAAUCGAAGAAAUCGAACAGAGAGAAAAACAGAAAGAAGUACGUUCGGAGAAAACAGCGUAGGCUUGAAAACCGCCUCCGUUUGAGUGGACACCAACCGGAUAUCUCCGCUGAACACCCAGUCCAGCAAAUGACUUCGCCCAUCCGGCAAUCAAGCUCUCGCCAGAAUCCCAGCGAAGGACAGAGCCCUGCUCAUCCUCCACUACCCACUGACCCAAAUCUGUGGGACUUGGAUUUUUGA